Trypanosoma cruzi is the source of this 620-nucleotide messenger RNA. RefSeq lists its product as uncharacterized. The record is from RefSeq and is a predicted model, not a curated record. The annotation marks the transcript as partial. The transcript has a single exon. Lineage: Eukaryota; Euglenozoa; Kinetoplastea; Trypanosomatida; Trypanosomatidae.
AUGUCUUCAGGCGCGGUGAUGAGGGCGGCCAGGACACAGAAGGUGUCACCAAAAGGAGAGGGCGAGGAGGGGCAGGCGGCGGCGGCCUCGGCGCCAACACCCCCCGCAAGAGUGGCAGAGUUGGUGGGUUCAGCGGGGAACUCCCGGCUCGCAUCGAAGUCCUUUUUGAGCCGUCAAAAGGCCGCCUUGGAGAAGCAUGUGGACUCGGCGGGCCUCAAGUCGCCGGGGAUCGGGGCGAAGUCCUUAACCCGGCAAACCAGCAGCGUAAGUGACGUUCGAGAACUCGGCAAGAGCGUGCCGGCGGCGGCGGCGGUGGCGCAGAAUGUGCACCGGACACGGCGUACCACCGCGGAGGGGGCAUCGAUGAAUCAUUCCACCUCCCCGACGGAAUGCGUCCUGUCGUCCGCGUCAUGGCGGCACAACCCGUAUGGAGUGCCUCCACCCUCACCCAUUACAGAUUCAGCUAGCACGACCCGCCACGAAAGUCCGCGAUUAAGCAUUCGCUCUAGAGCAGAGAGCACAAUUAUAAAUGACAUUGCAGAUUACUCCACCGCCAAUGACGACGUCAUGGAGUUCCCAUCCAUUAAGGUAUGCACACGCAAUGGCAUCGGUUUGAAUGG